This is a messenger RNA of Triticum aestivum (bread wheat), 881 nucleotides long. RefSeq lists its product as uncharacterized. The record is from RefSeq and is a predicted model, not a curated record. Lineage: Eukaryota; Viridiplantae; Streptophyta; Magnoliopsida; Poales; Poaceae. The transcript has 4 exons. Bases 1 to 696 code for a protein of 231 amino acids.
AUGCGUCAUUUGGGCGGACGCAAUGGAUUCUCGAUAGAUGGAGUCCGAGCACAGUCGUGCACGGGCAUCCCCUCAGGCGCAGCGGAGCGCAAGCCGGACGGUUAUCUCCUCCUCGAGGCCGCGUGCGAUAAGGUCGAGGUCGACGGAUUUGGAGGUGAAGGACUUGGAUCUGCUGCCCGUCAUGCCGGAGACGAGCUUGGAUGGCGGAGGGGAGUGGAGAAUAGUCCUGGAAGCAUCAAGCAACAGUCAGCCAGCCAACCAGCCCAUCUCAUCUCACUUGAUCGCACCCUUUGUACUGAGCCGUUUCUGCACAAGAUCACGGCGAGGAUGUCGUCGACGGCCACCGUCACCCGCGCCCACCUCGAGAACAAGCUCGCCCUCGCCAGACGCUGCUCCAGAGAGGCGACGCUCGCCGGAGCAAAGGCGGCGGCCAUCGCCACGGUCGCGUCUGCGGUCCCAACGCUGGCGAGCGUGCGGAUGCUGCCGUGGGCCAAGGCGAACCUGAACCCCACCGGCCAGGCGCUCAUUGUUUGCACCGUCGCCGGGAUGGCCUACUUCGUCGCCGCCGACAAGACUAUCCUCUCGCUGGCAAGGAAGCACUCGUACGAGAGCGCCCCGGACCACCUCAAGGACACCUCCUUCCAUGGCGCCGCCGCCGCAACUCGUCCCCGUCCGCCGGCAUUCUUCAGGCCUUGAGCUAGUAUUAUCCUGCUAAUGUAUGAUAGCACGCGCUUGUCCGUUGCGCGUAUUCUAAAAAAAAUGUAUGCAUCCUUGUCAGUGUCCCAACGCAAGAAACUGCUGCGCCGGAAUGUAUUAUGUAUGCACAUGCUUUACAUCUGUGUACUGAAUAAAACUGAGGGCUCGAUCCUGGUUUCAGAUAA